AAACUUCAUACUUCUCGUCAUAUUUCUUAACUUCCAUUCUCUCUUUCAGGCUGUUUGUCUCUUUGCAGUGAGAAAGUGUUCUCUUUGUUUAUUUUAUAUUGGUAGCAGCGUUGUCGUCUCAAUUAGCUAGAUUGACAUUCCAUUACUGAGUUAAUUAACAUGAGACCGCCUGGUCCUAGUGGCCCUGGGGGACCGCCGCCUCCUGGUCCUGAUGGUCCGCCGCUUCCAUUGCCAGGUUUCUUCAGUGGCUUUUGCAGCGUCAUAUCCUCUUGCCUCUAUGCUAUAUGCUGUUGCUGGUUGAUACAAGACUGCUUUGGUGGUCCGCCUGAGCCAGCUCCACCUCCUGGUCCUGGUCCUCUUGACGGGCCACCAGGACCACCUGCUCCAGUUCCUCUUCCACCCUUUCCUCCAGCUCCAGCUCCAGCUCCAGCGCCUCCUCCACCUGGUCCUUUCGGUGGUCCACCCGGACCCCCUGGCGGUCCACCAGGACCACCACCUCCUUGAUACUGUGGCUCCAUAAACAUUAAUUACGAAUGUACGUCUGUUCACUAACCAACAAAGUAUAAUGUUCUCAAAAGAGCAUAUUCUGUCCAUUUCAUUUUCUCUCUUUUUUUUUCUUUUUUUUUUUCUAGGUUAAUAAGGAGUGUUCAUCAAUUAUUAAAAUUUGGUAUGUCAAGUUAUCAACAUUCGUAGGAGGUUAAGAAAAAAAAGCCAACCAUGUUGCGUGGUAUGGGCUUAGUGGUAUGGCUUGCAAGUCAUAGCUUUAAGUUUGAUCAUUGACUUUCAUCCCUUUUCUCUCAGAAUCUGUAUUGUAAUGUUAUUACUCUUAUUCAAGAAAGAAAAACAAUUGAUUGAUAUAUGAAACUUCUAUUUAUUAUGAAUUUUUAUUAUUAGUGAAUGCUUCACCUUCACAUUCAUCUCUUUCAUAUUGUAACUCCUCACAAUUAAAAGUUUAAUUCUCAC
This is a messenger RNA of Rubroshorea leprosula, 963 nucleotides long. The record is from the annotation of a GenBank genome assembly. Lineage: Eukaryota; Viridiplantae; Streptophyta; Magnoliopsida; Malvales; Dipterocarpaceae.